AUGAGCGCCGCGAAUGGCGCGCGGUUAGGGGGUACCGCGAGACGGUCCCUCGGGAUCUCGCUACUCUUAGUAGUGGUCGUGCUAUGGACGGCCUCGAAUUUCUUAGCUAGUACCAUCUUCGCCGACAACACCUACUCGAAACCUUUCUUCCUAACCUACCUCAACACCUCCUGCCUCAACCUCCCCCUCCUCGGGAUCCUCCUCGCACGAGUUUUCAAACUAUGGCGCCUCAACAAACUCUCCCAGAUCACGUCCUUGAAGAGCCUACUAGAGCACCUCGAUUCGGGCGACCCGCUGCAGGCCGAGGAACAGGAUCAGGCCAUAUUUUACCAUCGCGCGGCCACGGCUGAUGGUGAGGAUGAUGUUCGGGCUACGGAUUUCGGGACGCAAAGAGGGGUUGUGGUGGAACAAUACGAGUCGGGGAAGUUGGGGUUGAGGGAGACGGCGAAGCUUAGUUUGCAUUUUUGUAUUCUAUGGGCGAAUUACUUCGCGAUGGCAUGUCUGCAACACACAAGCGUAGGAAGCACUACGAUUCUCACGUCAACCAGUGCCGUCUGGACAAUGAUCUUCGGUGCCGCCCUCCGCGUCGAAAAAUUUACCCUCCGCAAAUUCCUCGGCGUCCUCGCCUCCCUCCUGGGCAUCAUCCUGAUCUCCCGCGUCGACCUAUCCACCUCCGACGCACCUGCCCCAGACGAUGGCGAAAACAACGGCUCAUUCCCACGCAAGAGCUCCGCGGAGAUCGCCCUAGGCGACGCCAUGGCAGCUUUCAGCGCGAUCAUGUACGGCGUGUACACAAUCGUGAUGAAGAGGCAGUGCGGCGACGAGUCGCGGGUGAACAUGCUGUUGUUUUUUGGUCUGGUGGGGUUCAUCAAUAUGGUUCUUAUCUGGCCGGGGUUUAUCAUUAUGCAUUUUACGGGACUGGAGAAAUUCGAGCUCCCGCCUACAAAUCGCGUGUGGACUAUCUUACUGGUCAACUCCGUCUCCUCCCUAGUCUCCGACAUCGUCUGGGCCUACGCAAUGCUCCUCACAACACCCCUCGUCGUAACCGUCGGUCUAAGCCUGACGAUCCCGCUCUCCCUCGUCGGCCAAAUCGUCCUACAGAACCAGUACGCGAGUCCGUUAUACUGGGUCGGAGCUCUUAUUGUCUUCUUGUCGUUUUUGGUUGUGAAUCAUGAGAGUCGGCCGGUGGAAGAGGAGGUUUCUGCAUCUGUAUCUGCAUCUGCAUUGGCAUCGGAGGGUGAGACGGGGGAGUAUAGGGUUGUUCCUGGGGAGGAGAGGUGA
This is a messenger RNA of Aspergillus glaucus CBS 516.65, 1281 nucleotides long. RefSeq names its product DMT family transporter. NCBI's taxonomy places the organism in Eukaryota, Fungi, Ascomycota, Eurotiomycetes, Eurotiales, Aspergillaceae. The record is from RefSeq and is a predicted model, not a curated record. The transcript has 5 exons. The coding region runs from base 1 to 1281 and encodes 426 amino acids. Gene Ontology annotation, biological process: regulation of peptide transport. Gene Ontology annotation, cellular component: membrane.